AAAGUUCUAGUCACAAUACUGGAUGUGAAUGACAACGCUCCCGAUGUCACCAUCACCUCUGCCACCAGCUCAAUCUCCGAAAAUUCUUCUGCUGGGGCUAUGAUUGCCCUUUUCAAUGUGCACGACAAAGAUUCUGGGGAGAAUGGCCAGGUCACCUGCUCCAUCCCAGAACAUCUGCCUUUCAAACUUGAAAAGUCCUAUGGAAAUUAUUAUAGUUUGGUGACUGAUAAAGCCCUGGAUAGGGAGGAGGUCUCCAUGCAUAACAUCACCGUGAGAGUCACAGAUAGGGGAAAUCCCCCUCUCUCCACUGACACUCACAUCUCCCUGCACAUAGAAGACAUCAACGACAACCCCCCAGCCUUCAUCCAGACAGUCUACUCAGCCUAUAUCAUGGAGAACAAUCCUAGGGGAACUUCCAUUUACUCUCUGACUGCUCACGACUCCGACAUUGGGGAGAAUGGUCAUGUCUCUUACUCCAUUGCAGACGACUCAGUACACAGUGCAUCUCUCUCUUCCAUUGUCUCCAUUAACUCUGAAACUGGUGUCCUCUAUGCUCUGUGUUCCUUUGAUUAUGAACAGUUCCGAGAACUGAAGUUAGGAGUGAUAGCCAGGGAUUCUGGGGACCCUCCUCUCAGCAGCAGUGUGUCCCUGACUCUGUUCAUCCUGGAUCAGAAUGACAAUGCUCCAGAAAUCCUGUACCCUGCCUUCCCCACAGAUGGCUCCAGUGGAGUGGAGCUUGCCCCACGCUCUGCAGAGCCAGGCUACCUGGUGACCAAGGUGGUGGCGGUGGAUGCAGACUCUGGCCAGAAUGCCUGGCUGUCCUACCAUCUGCUCAAGGCCACAGAGCCUGGACUCUUUUCAGUAGGUCUGCACUCAGGGGAGAUCAGGACCCUUCGGGCAUUCUUGGACAAAGAUACCCUCAAGCAGAAUCUCAUAGUGGCAGUGACAGAUAAUGGGGAGCCCCCCCUGUCUGCAACUGUCACUAUCACUAUAGCUGUUGCUGACAGCAUUCCUGAGAUCCUUUCUGAGCUCAGCAAUCUGGAAACACCAGAUGACCUUAAAGACUCCAGCCUCACACUCUACCUUGUCAUCUCGGUAGCUGCCAUUUCUUGUUUGUUUUUCACCUUC
Molecule: messenger RNA, 1128 nt
Organism: Gracilinanus agilis (Agile Gracile Mouse Opossum)
Lineage: Eukaryota; Metazoa; Chordata; Mammalia; Didelphimorphia; Didelphidae
Product: protocadherin gamma-A12-like
Exons: 1
Biological process (GO): homophilic cell-cell adhesion
Cellular component (GO): plasma membrane
Molecular function (GO): calcium ion binding
Source: RefSeq, a predicted model, not a curated record